Messenger RNA from Choloepus didactylus (southern two-toed sloth), 5151 nucleotides. RefSeq names its product coiled-coil domain containing 57 (gene CCDC57). The record is from RefSeq and is a predicted model, not a curated record. The transcript has 19 exons. Lineage: Eukaryota; Metazoa; Chordata; Mammalia; Pilosa; Megalonychidae. Bases 1736 to 4723 code for a protein of 995 amino acids.
CCCAUGUUUCCUCUUGGUUAGUUUAAAGUUACGUAUUUUUAGUAAGAAAAACUUCAAAAUCGUGUCCUUCCUAGUGCAUCCUGUUAGAAGCAGUGUGAUGCAGGGUUGCCACCAUACUGGGCUUGUUUAAAGUGGUGUUUGCCAGGUUUCUCGAUUGUAAAGUAUCUACUUUUACCUUUGUAAAUAAAUGUCCUGUAUUUGUUCGGGGGACACUUUGAGAUCAUGUGAUAUCAUUUCAACCAUGCUUUCUACCACUGGUUUUAGCAUCCAUAGGUGAGUCUUGUCUGAAAUGUGGUAUGUGCCCAAAGGUGAUUUUCUAUUUCCAUCAUUCCUUCCACAUUUAUUGGUUGGAAUUCUGUAAGGAAAAACUUUCCUUUCACUCUCCUUUAUCUAUAUUAUUCAGUUAUUUUUCUGUCUUAGUAUAUGCUCAUAGAUUCUUAUUCCAUGGGCUAUAAUCUAUUGCUGUCAUUUAUUGUGUUGCUCAAAAUGACCCAUAUUUGGUCCCAUAUUUGGCCCUUGGGAACCCCUUCAAGUUGUCAUGUCCCCAGCCUUUUUGAGCAUUUCCUUUCUUUCUGGCACCACAAGAUGUUCCAGACGCAUCUUGUGCUUUUUCUUGCCCAGCCCUGGAAUCGGCCACUCUCUAAGGAGCCCUGUUUCCCAUCAGUUGGGGAUGGUGUUUAGAAACCAAGAUCCUGCUGCUGGGUGUACUCGUUGCUGCUGGGGUGUCAUGCCUUCUCCCUGGACAGAGCCCGGACGUAGGUGUUUGUGUCCACCACGCACAUCUGUGUCUGUAUCCCUGUAUGUGUUAGAAUCCAUGAGUUUAUUCUGAUUCUUCCAAUUCCAGUGCCUCACAACAGGCUUCAUUCUACUUUCCCCUACCUUAUUUGCGAUUCAUUCUCUAUACCUGGCUCCCAUUGUCCUCAGUAUUUAUUUGUUUGCUCAACCGUAGGAUACACAUCAAGUAGUUUCAGAAUUGCCAGCCCAUAUGCCUGUGAAAAACAUACUAGUUGGAGUGUAAUAUUUGUGUGCAGUUAUUUUUGUUUUUAGCCUUAGCAUAUAUUGUCAAAACACUGUUUUCCAAAGUUACUUUAGGGUGUUUAUGUUAUUCAUUUGUAAUAAAGUCAGGCUCACUUGUUUCUGCUCGUAUUCCAUUUGGAGUCCUUAGGAAUUUUGUUUAUUUUUUAAUAUGUACAACAUUCAUAUGACUCUAAAAGUCAGCAGAAUCUAAACUCUUACCCUCAAGUCGAGUCAACUUCUCUUCCGUUUUAUUUCUCAUUUUAGUCCCUUCUCUGUUCUGUUUUUAGGCAAGUGUAUUUUUCACUUUUGAAUCUAAAUUAAGAAGCAUGGUCUGCCCUCCCAGUGUGAGUGCCCCUCACCCUGCUGCAGUUAACAUCGCCAUGCUGGGGUUAACCUCGUCUGCUCCACUCUCCUGAGUUUUGGGUUAUAAUGGUUGUGACUCCUCUUUGGCAGGCAGCGAAGGAAGGGAGUAAAGGCUCAGGUGACAGGCCCAUCGUUCCGUCACGCAGCAGUGUUGGGGUUCCGCAGGGCACCGGCUUGAGUCUUGUGUGCCGAGUGCAGAUUGGUUAAGCCACCCUGGACUUCAGUUCCCACAAAAACGUUUCCUAAGUCAAGCUCACUGAACAUAUUGGAGGAGCCCCGGAAGGACGGCUUUCCUUUCCCAGCUGGCGAGUGCUCCGCUGCAUGCGGGUGUGUACAGACUGCGGUUUGUCGUGGGAUGGCGGCCUCGGGGGUCGCCUCCCCCUCGGCUGUGGGUGGUGCCACCGGGAGCAUUCGUGCGCAAGGACACGUGCGCCUGUUUGCCCUGCACCACCCUCACUGCUUUCGUGGGAUUGCCGAGUCAUACGCUGCCGGGAUGCCGCCGCCGGAGCAGGCCCUGAGCGAGCUGCUGGCCCGCAAGGAGGAGGAGUGCAGGGCGCUGCAGGAGCACCGCUCCCGGCUGCAGGAGGCCGCGCUGCGGGCCGCGCAGGGCCGGCUGGAGGAGGCGCGCGCCAAGCUGGGGCGGCUGCAGGAGGACUUCCUCUACAACCUGCGGGUGCUGGAGGAGCGCGACCGCGAGCUGCAGCGCUACGACGCCGCCUUCGCCCGGGCCCGCGGGCUGGACGAGGCCCGGCAGGCCGAGGUGAGCGAGCUCAAGGUGGAGGCGGCCAAGCUGCGGCGCGCGCUGGCUGCGGAGGCCGCGCGGGCGGAGGAGCUGCGGCGGCGGCAGGGGCUCGGGGCGCAGGAGCAGCGCCUGCAGCUGGAGCGCGCGCUCAGCGCCAAGAACGUGGAGAUCGACCACCUUCGGGAGCAGAACGAAAACCUGAAGCGGAACCUGGAGAGAAGACUCCAGGAGCUCGAUGGGGAACGUGCUCUGCAGAGACAGGAGCUCCUGCUGGAGUUUGAGUCUGCAGUGCAGAAGAGGGAGCAUGAGUUCCGCCUGCAGGCAGAUCACCUGCGCAGCCAGGGCCUGGCGCAUGAGCUCAAGGCUCAGUUACUGAGUAAGGAGCUCGGGGCUCUGAAGGAAGCCGGCGCUACAGCAGCAGCGUCUCUGCAGCAGGCCGAGAGGGCGAACCUGGAGCUGGUGCAGAGGGCGCGGCGUGGGGACCGGGAGCUGCAGGGCCUCGCGGCCGUGAGCGCCGCCCGGAUAAAGGACUUAGAGGGCAAGCUUCACUCUGAGCAGCUGACCAGGAAGAAAGAAGAGGAAGCGUUUAAGAGGAAGCAUGAAGAGCUGGACCGUCUGGCCAAGGAAAGGGACACGCUGCUGGCCUCGGUGAAGAAGGUCCAUGGCGAGCAGCUGCGGUCGCUGGAGGCCAGGGUGCAGGAGCUGCAGGCCCACAGUGAGGCACUGGAGGCCCAGCUGCGCGGGGCCGAGCAGAGGCAGGCAGAUACCGUGCAGGAGAAGGCCGCCGCCAUGCAGAAGCACCGUGAGGACCUGGCGGCGCUCAGGUCUGGCUGGGACGCCCAGAUGGCUCAGCUGUCCAAGGAGGUGGUCUCCAGAGACCUUGAGAUCCACGCGCUGCAGGAGGAGGAGGGGAAGCUCAAGGCCCAGAUGGGCAGGCUCCAGCAGGACAUUGAAAGGUAUCAGCAGCAGCUGUCCCAGGCGGUCGAGAGGGAGCAGCGGCUGGGGCGUGAGAAGGUGCAGCUGGAGCUGGACUGGCAGCGCCGCUGGGACGACGCAGAAAGGAGCCAGUACCACAAGUCGGAGGCUCUGAUUCAGGGUCUGACCGUGGCCAAGGACCAGGUGGCUGCCCAGCUGGAGGAGACGGAGCGGAUGCUGCGGGACAGGGAGGCACUGCUGAAGGCCCUGACCCUCGAGAGAGACCAGGCCGUGCACUCGCUGAGGACGCGCGGGCUCCUGCCUGGAGAGGAGGCACAGACACUUCAAAGACAUCACGAAGAAGCAGUAAGUAAAGGGUUUCCAUCUAGUGAGAUCCAGCGGCUCCAAGAGCAGAACACAAGCUUGCGAAGUGCUGUUGCCCAGAUGAGGAAAGAGAUGGAAGCCCUUAGCGAUCCAGGUCUCCCUUCUGUCCGGCUGGGUGGGGAGACCCCCGAUGCCAGGCAGCCUGGUCUGAACGGUGCCGCGGACACGGGGACUCCCGAUUAUGUUUUGGCCCUUGAAGCAGAAAUACGAAAUCUGAAGCAUAAAUUUAAAACACUGGAAGGUCAAUUAGAAGAUGUAUUAGCUCCUCCGCAGAUGUCCUCGUCUCAAACUGCUCUCCACCCCAACGUGCCGGCCAGGGCUGAGCCCUUUGGGCCGGCUUCACGGGGUGAUGGAGCGGCCACCACACUUGCCAUCAGGAAGCUGGGUGACAGGGUGACCCUCCUGAACGUCCUGGUGACACAGCUCAGACAGAAGGUGCUGCAGGAGCCCCUGGACGUGGACGCAGUACGGCGCCAGCUUCCCCGGGCGGUGGAGCAGGUGCACCUGGAGGCUUCGGAGCUGCGGACGCAGGUGGCCGAGCUCGACAAGCACCUCCGGGCCGCGGGAGAGGAAGGCGAGGCGGCUUCACGCGGGCAGCAGCCACGCGCCCCGGAGGCCCUCGGGAGGGAGGGCCCCACGGAUGGAGAGCCCGUGGCUCGGGGGGAUGUCCCCGUCUCCCGCGGGCCCGGGACGCAGCACCCGCAGGGCCCACCCGCGCACCAGCUCCAGAGGAAACUGAGGGAGGCAGCCAGGACCAUCGUCAGCCUCCGCCAGGAGAAGGAGCAGCUCCUGGAGAUGGGGAACAGGCUCCGCGCGGAGCUGGGCCGCACCCAAGGCAUUGCGGGGAAACCGCCUGCGGCCCGGAGCCCAAGUGCGACACCCGGGGUGCCCUCUACUCAGCGCCAAUGCAGAAUCUCCACGGUGACGUGCAGAUUGACUCAUCAGAAAGAAAACAGAUCUCCAGAGUCACCUCGGGCUCAAGAGUGCCACGAGGGGAGGUCACCGUCAUGCGCCAGUAGCUCCCUCCAGGACACGUGGAAGUUGCUGGAAUUGGGGUCCAGUCCUUCCGGCCUCACCUCCCAGGACAACUCGGGGUCAGAGCUCCCGGCGUCAGCAGCAGCCCAUGGCCACCGAGACGCCCACCAGAGCUGCACCGGAACCCAGGGGGCCUUCGCCAUCGAGGGCGUGAAGGUGGGAGCCCCGGCAAGGGCAAGGCCCAGCAGGCCCUCCAGGGCUCUGCCCGCAAGACAGCAGAGCGCCCCGAGACCUCCCAGGGUCCGCAACUACAAUGUGAAAGCCUGACCCCUGACCCCUGACCCCGCAGGGACUCCCCUCCCCCCUCCCCUCCCCUUUCCCCCCCCUCCACUCUGUAGCAACCAGGACCCCGACAACACUGGUUUCCAGUUGGCACCUGCGGACUGCACUCUUAUAUCACUGGCGUGGGGGGGGGGCAUGGAGCCCACCAAAGGCUUGCUCACCCUCACUUGUGUGGCCCAUGGGGUUGCCGUUCAUCUGCCCACCUGGGAAAAUCUGCCCGAUGUCCACUGACCUUGGUGGGAUGCAGAAUGUUAGAUCCUGGGGGGAAUGCCGAACAGCCCCAGACCCAGGGGGGGCGGUGCAGAACAUCUACCGAGUGCCAGGUAGGGACCCUCCUGGGCCACAAGGCCUUGACACACCUGGCAGAGGAGCCCCAGAGGCCGGCCUCCCAGGGACACCCACGCACCCCGCCU